Scomber scombrus (Atlantic mackerel) is the source of this 4592-nucleotide messenger RNA. Its product is annotated as shaker-related potassium channel tsha2-like. Lineage: Eukaryota; Metazoa; Chordata; Actinopteri; Scombriformes; Scombridae. The transcript has a single exon. Gene Ontology annotation, biological process: potassium ion transmembrane transport; protein homooligomerization. Gene Ontology annotation, cellular component: membrane; voltage-gated potassium channel complex. The coding region runs from base 198 to 1640 and encodes 480 amino acids. The record is from RefSeq and is a predicted model, not a curated record. Gene Ontology annotation, molecular function: protein binding; delayed rectifier potassium channel activity.
AGGAGGGAGGGGGGGGACAAAAAAACCAAAACAACAAAAAAAUGCCAUCGGAACCAGCUCACCCGCAGACGUGACACCGAGAAAAAAAAAGAAAAAACAGGUACUUGGAUUGGUACCUAACUCUGACCCGGAGGUGUCGGAGGGGGAACUGAGAGGACUGAGGAGCGGGGAGCGUCGCCCUUGUCUGGGGGGGAAAGAUGACAGUGGUGCCCGGAGAGAACCUGGAUGAGACUGUGGCACUGGCCGCCCUGUCAGCCCAGGAUGUGUACGACCCGGAGCGAGCCGAGAACCAGGACUGCUGUGAGCGGGUGGUCAUCAACAUCUCCGGGCUUCGGUUCGAGACUCAGCUGAAGACCCUCGCCCAGUUCCCCUCCACUCUGCUGGGGAACCCCCGCAAGAGGAUGCGCUUCUUCGACCCGCUGAGGAACGAGUAUUUCUUUGACAGGAACAGACCCAGCUUCGAUGCCAUCCUCUACUACUACCAGUCCGGCGGCAGGCUCAGGAGACCCGUCAACGUGCCGGUGGACAUCUUCAUGGAGGAGAUUAAAUUCUACGAACUGGGGGAGGAGGUGAUUGAGAAUUUUAAGGAGGAUGAGGGGUUUAUUAAGGAGGAAGAGCGCCCGCUGCCUGACAAUGAGUUCCAGCGGCAGGUUUGGCUCCUGUUUGAGUAUCCAGAGAGUUCCGGACCCGCCAGAGGGAUUGCAAUAGUUUCCGUUCUGGUCAUUCUCAUCUCCAUCGUGAUUUUCUGCUUGGAGACUUUACCGGAGUUCAGAGAAGACACCAGAACAUUUGACGAGCCGCUGGCUGUGAACGGAACCGCGCGCGCAAAGAAGCCAAACCCGUUCACAGACCCGUUCUUCAUCGUGGAGACUCUCUGCAUCAUCUGGUUCUCCUUUGAGCUGCUGGUCCGGUUCCUCGCGUGCCCCAGCAAGCCCGCUUUCUUCAAGAACAUCAUGAACACCAUCGAUAUCGUGGCCAUCAUGCCCUACUUCAUCACGCUGGGUUUGGAGCUAGCGGAGCACCAGGGGAACGGGCAGCAGGCCAUGUCUCUGGCCAUCCUGAGGGUCAUCCGCCUGGUUCGGGUCUUCCGGAUCUUUAAGCUGUCCAGACACUCCAAGGGUCUGCAGAUCCUCGGGAAGACGCUGCAGGCCAGCAUGAGGGAGCUGGGACUGCUCAUCUUCUUUCUCUUCAUCGGAGUCAUCCUCUUCUCCAGCGCGGUGUACUUUGCAGAGACCGACGACCCAGAAUCGGGCUUCAGCAGCAUCCCGGACGCCUUCUGGUGGGCUGUGGUAUCCAUGACAACGGUGGGGUACGGGGACAUGUGUCCGGUCACCAUCGGGGGGAAGAUCGUGGGCUCGCUGUGCGCCAUCGCCGGUGUGCUCACCAUUGCGCUGCCGGUGCCGGUCAUCGUCUCCAACUUCAACUACUUCUACCACCGAGAGACGGAGCACGAGGAGCAGUUCCAGUACACGCACGUGACCUGCGGGCAGCUACAGCCGCAGUUUGGGGAGUUCAAGAGGAGCGAGAGCAAACCGUCUCUGUGCAAGUCUGAUUACCUGGGCAGCGAGGACGCGGACUCCAUCAAAUACACCAACUGCAGCCCGCACAAAGCUUACACCGGGAAGCUCACAGAUGUAUGAUUUAAUCUGAGUUUAGACUCACGAGCUCCUUAUUUCUGCCAUCAAAAGGGAAUCAUUUAAAAAUCACAACAGUUGAUGGAUUAUAAGAGAAUUCACUUGAUUUAUCCUCCUGAAACUGUCUUCCAUUACGCGCUUCAUGAGUCAAAGAUCAGCCUAAAGCCAAUUGUAGCACUUUACCAGUAGUCAUGUUUCUCUUAGUAAAGGCGUCAUUUGUUGCCCGAGUCGCAGGUUGAACGUUUACAUUUGAUUUUCAGUCUGUUUGAAGAAGCUGAGUUACAACACAGGACCAAUUUAAUCUAAAUAUACAGACUGAUGCAGGAGGCACAUGGUGAAUGUUGUUAAUAUGGUCCCGCACGCACGCACGCACGCACACACACACACACACACACACACACACACACACACACACACACACACACACACACACACACACACACACACACACACACACACACACACACACACACACACACACACAAGCGCGCACCUGUUAUUUCAGCCUCAUGUAUUUUCCAUUGAAAGCUGGCUGGAGCUCAGUGGUGGAUCAGGUGAUGUGUUAUUUCAACUGACAGCAUGCUGGAAGAAUCGAUUAUCCUAAAAUUAAACGACUUCAGUGUCAGAUUUUAGUAGAAUCGACUCAACACAAACAGCCUGUAAGACAAGACACAGGGCUUAUAUUCCCCUUUUUAAUUAGGUGCAGGUUUAAAUGCUUUUUUUUUUGCAGGCUUCUGGAGGUUUAAUCUGUUUGUGAAUCAGAUGCAGCGAUUUGCAAACCGACAGCGCCACUGUGUGGAUAAAACGCAGCAUUGCAACCCCCCCUGUCAGUGGAUGCAGUUUCUAUAGCAACCUUCCAGACUUUUCUGUAUUGUCUGCCACAGGAAUGAAAGGACGCAGGCUGAAAGUGUAGAGACAGAGGAAAAACCACCAUGUUGUGGAAGCCUCCAUGUUGUCUGAUUCCACCAGCUGAAAGUAACGCAUCACUUCCAUCUUAUGCCGGAAGAAAGAUCCAAUAGAAACACAUUCAGAGCCAGAUAUCUGACCUGGUAACACCGUCAUCACACAGAGAAGGCUCACACAAAGGGUCCAGCUAACCAUUAUUCUAAUUAUCUGAUAUUUUAGAAAGAUAAUACAAAUGUCAGAUAAUAUAAAAUACCCAUUCUGGACCCUGAGCCUGAAGUGAUGUUUUAACAAUUGGCAGAUUGACAAGCAAAAAACCCCCAAAAGUGAUUCAAUUUAAGAAAAAGAAAAAAAAAAUUUAACAUUUAAUGAUGUUUUAGAGUUCGACCAACACUGGAUUUAUGAGGCUGACAUGCAGAUAUUUGAUUGUUUUUACGUCAAUAUGUGUUUGCGCUUGUGUGACAUGUGACACAGCAGGUUAUAUUACAUUUUAUAAACCAAGAUGAUUGUAGUGACAACAACUUAACAUGCAAACUGUAGAUUAAUAUAAAUGCUGAAGGCACACAAAUCUUUAGACUUGAAAAGGAUCAAAAAUGAAAGAUUUAAGUUCUGCCUUUCUCGUUGCUUAUCAGGCUCGUAUGGAAGCAAAAAACUGUCAAAACCCUAAACUCUGAAACUCAGUGACAUUUAAAAUUUAAAAUUAAAAAAAUUAUUGUGUUUUCAGUUGUUUGUAACCUGGAGACAUUUUUACUUCUAGAUGAUUUUAAAGAAAUCUUAGAUAAUUUUUGGUCGGUGAUUUCAUGUUCAAAAAGUUUCAAAAAGUUUCCAAUUAAACAAUGACGGUUAUUUUUGGAUUUAGCAGCCAGGUCGAGUAAAAAAAAAAAUCAUGCUGAUGAAGUUCAUGUAAUAUGAUUGAAAGCUGCAGAACAGCUACUAAAAAUGCAUCUUACAUCAUGUUGAGACUAUUUUCUUGACUGUGAGAGCAAACUUCCUUAAAGUGCUCAGAAAAAUAGAAAUGUGAGCUUCUACAAUACCUCAACUUACUGAGCAAGCAGCGUCUGAUGAGGAAGACGACUGAAAGCUCCAACAGCUACUAAAUGACCUGUGCUGACCUCUGUUAUUAUGUGUCAGUCACAUGAUCCAAGACAUUUAGAAGCGACUAAAAAUGUAAAAAAUGUGACGUUUGGAGGUUUUAAAAUUGCAAAAACUACUAAAACUGUAAAACAUUAAAUUUAAUCCACUGUAUUAACAUUUCAACAGAAGAUAUUCAGUAAUUUAUAUUAUUAAAAAAGUCUUAUUUUGGCAUUUCUUUGCUUCCGUACAAAACAAAGACACAUAAACAUCAGUGAUUGGCAGAAUCAGCCUGUUCAUGAAGUUUUAAUUGAUAAACAGCUUCAGACAUUGUGUCCGUUAAUCUGAUUAAUUUCCUUUUUCUCAUCAAUUAAUUGACUAAAAAUUGUUAUUUUCUCACUUGACACUUCCUGUUAGAGCAGACAGACUCUCUAUAACUUGUUGCACAUAAAAACAAGGUACUUAAAGUUCCCAUAAUUAGCUCUGCCAUUGAAAGCACCUUAUUCACCUGGACAUUCAAUCAACCUGCUGGGAAACAAAACAGAGACAAGAAAAAAAAGAAGAGAGAGAGAGAGAGAGAGAGAGAGAGAGAGAGAGAGAGAGAGAGAGAGAGAGAGAGAGAGAGAGAGAGAGAGAGAGAGAGAGAGAGAGAGAGAGAGAGAGAGAGAGAGAGGAAGGAGGAAUUCUACCAGCUGAUGGAAUAAAAAUGGCCGCCACAGAUGUUUCUUCACUGUGAAGGUCUCAGUGUCUGUUGGAUUAUUAGUGGACGGACUAACGGAUGGAGUUAAACUGCUGAGUCGUCGACGAACAGACGGACAGAUGAGACGACUUCCUCAUCAGACGACCAUCGGAUGCACAUCAGCGGAGGGCCGUCCAAUCAGAGGUGAGUUACUGUGUCACUGAUAUUCAGACUUUAAGCUGCUGAUUUUCUAUAUUUGUCUUUUUGUUUGGAUCCAAACUAACAAUGAAGUCAUCUACUAACGA